AUGUCGAUUACAACAAAGGAAGUACGGCUCAAGUUGUCAAAGCUACAACUACUCAUUGAGGAGCUCGAAGUUGCUGCUGAAGAGAGAAGGAAUUUACAAACCUUGAGCUUAACGCCUUCCGCUAAUGAUGACGAUGAAUUGACCAGUUCCCUAGGCAAAAUCGUGGAGACUUUUACUUUCUUUGAGCUGAAUUUGAAUAUAAACAAUAAGGAUGCUGCGAUAAGAGACCAAUUUGGUGAUCUCGUCGAGCUGUACGCAAAAGUCUAUUCACAGUUGGAGUCUGAUCCAGCCGUUGAUGUUUCUCCCUACAAGUUUUCCAGAAAACAUGCGGGAAAGCCCCAGCUAAGCACGCCAAAGAGCGUGAGAUUCAAAGAACUACCGGAGGAGAACGAAGAUGUUCCCGUUAUGCCUGCAGCUGCAGCCAUGUCCAAGCCGUUCCAGCCGUACCAUGAUGACCCGCCAUCCAACGGUCCUGCCGCAGCCUCGGAAUCUGAAACGGAAACUGACAAUGAAAUGGACGCUUUGCAUGACCUUUCAAACCACCAGAUGUACGCGCAACACCAGCAAACCAUGAUGCGGCAAGACGCGGACCUAGAUCUCUUGCAUGAGCUGGUGAGGCGGCAGAACCUCAUGAGCCACGAUAUCGACGACGAGUUGGAUGAACACUUGGUGAUACUAAAUGACUUGGAAAGAGGCGUGGAUGACUCAGGGUUCAGGUUGGAAAGAGCCACGCAAAGACUCCAGACCUUCAGACAAAUGGCAAGAGAAAACGGCAGCCUUGUGACGAUCAUUAUUCUAUCCAUCAUUCUUCUUCUAUUGUUGACUGUGCUCAAUUGA
Molecule: messenger RNA, 837 nt
Organism: Lodderomyces beijingensis
Lineage: Eukaryota; Fungi; Ascomycota; Pichiomycetes; Serinales; Debaryomycetaceae
Source: the annotation of a GenBank genome assembly